Messenger RNA from Lactuca saligna, 1851 nucleotides. The record is from the annotation of a GenBank genome assembly. Lineage: Eukaryota; Viridiplantae; Streptophyta; Magnoliopsida; Asterales; Asteraceae.
GGAUAGAUCAAUUCUGAACUCGACACUACUGACAAAUCAUCGGAAACACGUUUGGAAAAUCUCGAACCAUAGGCACGUCCUAGUAUCCACAAUUUAACCCUCAAAUCCUGAACACUACUAGCCUUAUAGCUGAACAAACUGUUGGGCCGCCCCUCUACGACUUUAGUAUUACUUGAUGUUCGAUAUGCUCACCCCUACCCUGCUAUGAGUUGAUAUCUCAAACUCUCACUGCCUUCAAUUUCAGUUUGCUUACGUAUCGUUCUUCAUAGUUUAUAUCGCCUCCUCUGUCUCUCUUUGAUCGUUAAAAGUGAAAUCGAACCACCCCUAUUCCAAUUCACCAAUUUAGAACAAGAGAAAUCUUUCCCUUUUUCUCAAAUUCUUUCUUUCUGUUUUUGUUACAAAUCAUGAUGCUGAUUCAACAAUUCAAGACACCCCUUUCUUACAAUUUCCCAAAUUCUACCUCAAAUUCGAGAACUCCUUCCCAAAAUUACAACAAUGUACGGUUUUCAAUCAAGAACCACAACAACAGCAGCAAUAGCAUCUCUUCUACUGAUUCUAAUUCGAUUACUUCGAUGAAGAGCAAUCUUAAUGAUGAUAUUGCAAACCCAUCAUCGUUAAUGUCGUCGUCUGCUUCGACUAAAUCGCCGCCAUAUCCCGGUGGUAUGGGUCCGUAUACGGGUAGGGAUCCGAACGUCAAGAAACCGAGUUGGCUUCGGCAAAAGGCUCCACAAGGAGAGAAGUAUCUGGAGGUUAAAGAUUCGUUAGAACGCCUUAAACUGAAUACCGUUUGUGAAGAAGCACAAUGCCCUAAUAUCGGGGAGUGUUGGAAUGGAGGUGAAGAUGGUAUUGCAACUGCAACAAUCAUGCUUCUUGGUGAUACAUGCACCAGAGGAUGCAGAUUUUGUGCUGUCAAAACCAGCAAAAACCCUGCCCCACCAGACCCUAUGGAGCCACAAAACACCGCUGAAGCCAUUGUCAGUUGGGGUGUGGAUUAUAUUGUUUUGACCAGUGUUGACCGGGAUGAUCUUCCAGAUGGCGGGAGUGGUCAUUUUGCUCAAACUGUCAAAGCAAUGAAGAAAAGGAAGCCGGAGAUUAUGGUUGAAUGUUUGACUUCUGAUUUUCGUGGUGAUUUGGAAGCCGUAUCCAUGUUGGCUAACUCGGGAUUAGAUGUUUUUGCCCACAAUAUUGAAACGGUUAAAAGACUACAACGAAUUGUAAGAGAUCCAAGAGCUGGAUAUGAACAGAGUUUAUCGGUUUUGAAACAUGCUAAGGCUAGUAAAAAAGGGAUGAUUACUAAAACUUCAAUUAUGUUGGGACUUGGUGAAUCCGAUGAUGAAUUGAAAGAAGCCAUGGCGGAUUUACGUGCCAUAGAUGUUGACAUUUUGACACUCGGACAGUAUUUACAGCCGACUCCAUUGCACCUUACUGUGAAAGAAUAUGUUACACCUGAGAAAUUUGAGUUUUGGAAAGAUUAUGGGGAGUCAAUUGGGUUUCGUUAUGUAGCAAGUGGACCUUUGGUACGAUCAUCGUAUAGGGCAGGAGAGUUAUUUGUUCAAACUAUGGUGAAAGAGAGGAGCAAAAGCGCGUUGUGAUUAUGAGAUUUUGAAAUUCUUUAUAUUGAAAACUCUUGGCUCUUGAUCUUCACACACACACACACACAAUUAUACAUGUGUUCGUAUGCAGGCAGGUUAUUCAUAUUUACUGAACUUUUAUUUAUUUAUUAUUAUGUUGAUUUUGGUUUAAUUUUAUGUAAAAUGAUUACACAUGUCAACGGUGUCAGAUGGGUGCUUGUAUGAUCGUGGUAUCGAUCAGUUUAACAUAUUGUUUUUUAGUGAUUUCGUUUUAAUGCAA